UUACUAGACCUUACGCAACACAUUAACUAUAUAUAAAGUUUUCCUCUCCUAUCCGACGAACGUGUUUUUGGGAAGAAAAACAACAAUUAAUCAAAUCGGGUUCCAAUGAACGUAAUAAGACAAAGAUUGUUACACACACUGCGGGGCGAUGUCUUCCCAACAGAAGCAUUGAAGAAAAAGGCAUUGGAAUUGGAGAAGAAGAGGAAGAAGAGGGCUUCCAAGACCAAAGACCAGUUUAUCGUUACAGUUCCCGAAUCCUUAUCCUACCUCGACACCGCAUCUCUGCCCAUGAUCGGCGUUGCUGUUGGCAUUGCAGUUUUCGCCAAACUUCUCAUGAUGUUAGAUGAAUCGAGGUCCCAAGAGUUGUUGGAGCGUAGGAUAAAGAAUGCUCCAGAAGGUCAAGGUACUGUGAGAAUGCUCAGCCGUGAGGAGUGGGACAAGGUUCGGGAACUCAGGCCUAGAACUCCGUAUGAGUCCAAGUUUUCUCGUCCCAAUUCUAGAAUCAGAACUGGAGAAAAAUUGCGUUUGGAGGAUGUAAAGGAUUGGACAAUUGAUGUUUUCAUGGAUGGUGUUGCCAGAGCUGAAGAGUAUGGUAAACAACAUGGUUCUAAGUAAUGUGAUAUGUUAUAAGCUUAACCUUUGUAUUACCCGUUAAUUAAGUUUAUUAGGUGUUGUGGUGAUUUAUGUUAUGAGAUGGUGUGUAAGUAUAUUAACUACCUCAAUAACCUUCAUUUUCAACCUGGAAAAUUGCCUGAACUCUUUGGCAAACAUGCAACCAAAUUUAAAAUGGUAUAUCUUUAUGUAACUAUGUUCUUUUAUGCACUCUUAGUCAUAAGAAAAUAAAGGAUAACUAGUGGUUUACACUUAUGGAAUAA
Molecule: messenger RNA, 875 nt
Organism: Medicago truncatula (barrel medic)
Lineage: Eukaryota; Viridiplantae; Streptophyta; Magnoliopsida; Fabales; Fabaceae
Exons: 3
Coding region: 106-615 (169 amino acids)
Source: RefSeq, a predicted model, not a curated record